Messenger RNA from Sinocyclocheilus rhinocerous, 437 nucleotides. RefSeq names its product zinc finger protein 148-like. Bases 138 to 437 code for a protein of 99 amino acids. The record is from RefSeq and is a predicted model, not a curated record. The transcript is spliced from 2 exons. Lineage: Eukaryota; Metazoa; Chordata; Actinopteri; Cypriniformes; Cyprinidae.
UCCCACAAUGCACCGCUGCGCUGCUGCAGAUGGAAUGUAGCUCGCUAGCCUCUCAUGCUAGCCGCGGCAUCGCAGUAAAGUUUGACAAACACAUCAUGAGCGGCUCGAACCCGCCGCCAGCGCUGCACUGACAACACAUGCGCUUCAGCUCAACUGCUCAGCAUUCAGCGAUGAACAUUGAUGAAAAGUUGGAGGGGAUGCUUAUGAAAUGUAGCCCUGUGGGGCUUCAUCACUCUUCCAGAGCUUUGGGACCCUCAAGGGUGGACGGAAGAGGAAGGAGAGGCAGUUUGGAUAUGACACUUGGGGAACGGAGCUUGGCUAAUCAUCCCCUUUUGGCAGAGGAUGAUGAUGAAGAUGAUGAUGAUGAUGAAGACCUGGCAGGUGGAGGCCUAAGCUCGCUUGGUCUGAUAUCCACUUCCUAUGCGGGUCGUAUUUAG